AUGCUGCUCUGUGGCAUGACGGCCGCCCGCCUGCUGCGCGCGUGCGUUGAGACCCUCGUGGGCUUCGUGCUCUGGCCAGCGAUCGGUUUGAUUUUGCUUCCAUCCACCGUUCUCGUUCACUCGCCAUUCAUCGCGCUCGGCCUCUGCAGCUCCGACGCUGCUGUCGGCGUGCCUCCCGCCUUCCUCCCCUGGCGUCGCCUCCCAUACCUGAUUCCGAUGAUGCUCUUCGUCGACCUGCCGAUUGCCGCCUUACUCACAGCGACAUCUCUGAUCGAGCACAUGUUCCUCCGGAAUCCCCUCAUCCUUGCCGUCUACAACCUCUGCCGAGGCAGCUCACAGCCCCCGAACCGCGUGCCAACGCUCCCCGACACCCCCGACACCGAGUCCGGUCUUCACGCCCACGAGCGGCCGCGCGCAAACACCAAUGACGGCGCCCGCUACCGCGAGCACGCCUCCAUCUGGGCUGCCCUCGAGGGCGACGGCGACAAUGUCCGGCCGGGAGAUGUGCGCCUGAUCAGUCUGAACUGGCUCAUGGCGCUGGCAGAGCGGGGCGGCGUGCUCUCGCGGCGGCAGGACCUGCCAGAGGAGGCCUUCUUAAGCUCUGCUCAGCUGAGGCGGAUCGAGCAAGGCGCCAGGCGCGGCUUCGACCUCGCCGGCUUUGAGGAGGCCACCGAGCGCAUGACCAAGGAGCCCUCCUUCUCAUCCACUCUCGGCUGGCUCGCGAGCUUUUUCGGCCGCAAGCGCAACCCCGACGGGCUGCUCCCGAUCAUCUCCGUCUCCUACUGCUGGCUCGAGGCGGCGCAUCCAGAUCGUGAGGGCCGCCAGCUCCAAUUGCUCUGCCGCAAGCUGCGGGGCCUCUACGGCGGGCGCGGCCUGCUCGGCGCGUGCCGCAACUACGGCUUCUCGGACGUGGGCGUGUUUCUUGACUGGAGCUCGGGCUACCAGAAGGACCCGGCGCAGUUUGCCGAGCGGCGCGCGUAUGAGGCGAGCCGGUCGGGCGAGCAGAAGGCCGCCUUCGGUCGCAUGCUGGAGAACACGAUGGACCUCUGGUACGCGCACGCCUCGGUCACGGUCGUGCUGCUCACGCAGCUGCCGGACGAGCUGCCCGCCGGCUUCGACCGGAGCCGGACCUACGACACUCGCGGCUGGACGACAUUCGAGCGGUGCUCCGCAGAGCUGGGCGCAAAGCCCUCUAAGCUGGGUUUUGCCAAGUGGAAGCUCGUCAUCGACGUCGCCAGCGGCGACGGCGGCGCUCAGCGGCGGCUCCCCGCGACUCCGGAGCGCAUGGCGAAGCUGCUCGCCGCUUGCCGCUUCACCAACGGCGCGGACUCGGCGGCCGUGCUCGCGCUCUACGUAAAGACGGCGAAAGGCGUGCUGGGCACCGUCGAGAAGCUCGACUACCACGGGCUGCCGCUCGUGCGUGGCGACGCGUGGACUAGCCCGGCGCUGCUGGCGGAGGCGCUAAACCAUUGCGAGAGCCUCCGGACCCUCAGCUUAGUUGGGACACGCCUCGACGACGAGGGCGUGGCGGAGCUUGCGGCGGGGCUCGAGGACGGCGCGCUCCCGGCGCUUGAGAUUCUCCACCUUUGGGCAAACCGCUACGGCGCGCGCGGCGUCGGCGCGCUCUGCGGCGUUUUCCAUCGCGGCGUGGCGCCGACGCUGCAGAUGCUCGCCGUCGCUCUCACGCCUAUUGGCGACGAGGGAGCCGCGGUGCUAGCUACGGCGCUGUCGACAGGCACGCCGUCGCAUGGGCUGGCGUUGGGGGGGUGCGACGUGGGCGACAAGGGCGCGAUGGCACUCGCAGCUGCCCUCCCGGCCGCGGGUCAGGGGUGUCACCUGUACGCCCCGUUGAAUCGGAUCGGCCUCGCGGGCCAGGCGGCACUACUAGAGGCGCUCGAGGCGAAGCACGGGCCGCAGCCGGGGCAUGCGAUGGGGGUGUAUCAGGUUAGCUUGUUUCCCUGGUCGUACUCGCUCGUGCGCGCGUUCGGGCGAGGCAUGCGCCGUGUGCAAGAGAGCGGCCGACUCACUUUAGUUGUGAUAGAAAAGUAA
Molecule: messenger RNA, 2049 nt
Organism: Emiliania huxleyi CCMP1516
Lineage: Eukaryota; Haptophyta; Isochrysidales; Noelaerhabdaceae
Exons: 3
Coding region: 1-2049 (682 amino acids)
Biological process (GO): activation of GTPase activity; nucleocytoplasmic transport
Cellular component (GO): perinuclear region of cytoplasm; cytosol; nucleus
Molecular function (GO): GTPase activator activity; small GTPase binding
Source: RefSeq, a predicted model, not a curated record